AGUCCAGUUGCGCAUUUACACCACAUCAUAAUGGCCACGAUAGUGCGGGAGCUUUGGGGUGCGCACCCAAGUUUUCUAAAGGCACCCUCGAAGAGAAACCUUUUAGAGCUUAUUGCACAUCGACCUGAAGGCGGGGCUGGGUUACGAGUUGUGCCGACAAUUUGGUACGCCAAGGGAUGGCAUGACUGCUACUGGACGGUGACAGAGACGAAGUUGAAAAAUGACAUGGCGCAUGGGAAGGUGUACGGACGACUGACAUGGCGAGGGACGGAGGUCGAGAAGAAUGGUCAGAUUCGGACCGCAUUGAAACAUAAAUGGCACAUUUACGAACCACCACAUGAGUUGGGGACUCUGGAGGAAAAGUUAGGGAUCCCAAGAGAUGCACCAUCGGCGUGAUUUUGUUGUAGAUAGAGACGGAGAUGUUCGACAUUCAACUAUUUAAAAAUAUCUUCUUCAUGGUCUGGCGGUGAUCCAUUGGCCAUUGCUGGUUUGGGGCCUAGAGGCGAAGUUUGCUCUCCACAUGGUGGGAUACCGCUCCCUAAAAGGACAUCUGGAACUCCCCGAUCAGUUUGACUUCAUCGCUACGCUUAAAGGGUUGCAUCGUGCAAAGACUGACUAUCUGAG
Messenger RNA from Spizellomyces punctatus DAOM BR117, 624 nucleotides. RefSeq lists its product as uncharacterized. Gene Ontology annotation, biological process: mitochondrial translation. Bases 31 to 396 code for a protein of 121 amino acids. The record is from RefSeq and is a predicted model, not a curated record. NCBI's taxonomy places the organism in Eukaryota, Fungi, Chytridiomycota, Chytridiomycetes, Spizellomycetales, Spizellomycetaceae. The transcript has 2 exons. Gene Ontology annotation, molecular function: structural constituent of ribosome. Gene Ontology annotation, cellular component: mitochondrion; mitochondrial small ribosomal subunit.